This is a messenger RNA of Macadamia integrifolia, 2036 nucleotides long. Its product is annotated as gibberellin 20 oxidase 1-D-like. Gene Ontology annotation, biological process: response to light stimulus; unidimensional cell growth; flower development. The transcript is spliced from 3 exons. NCBI's taxonomy places the organism in Eukaryota, Viridiplantae, Streptophyta, Magnoliopsida, Proteales, Proteaceae. Gene Ontology annotation, molecular function: gibberellin 20-oxidase activity. The record is from RefSeq and is a predicted model, not a curated record. Bases 401 to 1585 code for a protein of 394 amino acids.
UAUUGGUGGACCUGUCUACUUUGGAUCUUCUUUGCUGACAUAUAUAUAAAUAUGUUUAUAUAUGUGCGUGUGAGUGUGUGGGUAACAGAUACCACACGAGGCACACAAAUACAUAGCCAAUUCCAGAGCCAAAGGGGGGGGGGGGGAAGUAGAGUGAUAUAUAGAAACAGAGUGAGUAGAGUGAUAUAUAGAAACAGAGUGUGAGAGAGGAUAGGUGGGAGAAGAGCUGAGGCAAAUAGUGGAAUUCCAUAAACUCCAAAUGGGCUGCCUUUGCUUUUCUUCCCCUCUCAUCUUCAAUCCGCAUCUGUUUAUCUAGAAUCUAACAGCUCAAUCCAUCUUAAACCAAGUCUCUCAAGUUGUAUUUCGAAUCUCUGCAUAGCAAACAGCCAGAGCAUAUACAAUGACAAUCGAUUGCCUUGCAAAUGCAUCAAUGAUGAGAGGUCCCCCAUCGCUGCAGCAGCCACCGAUGUCUCCACCAAGCGAAGGAGAUAAAAAUGAUGAGCUUCUGCAACAACCUCUAGUAUUCGAUGCCGCUGUGCUUCGACAUCAGCCCAACAUACCUACACAGUUCGUGUGGCCGGAUGAAGAGAAGCCCAGUGCUGAGGCAAAAGAACUCAAUGUUCCUGUCAUCAACUUGGGUGGGUUCCUAUCUGGAGACCCUGUUGCAGCCAUGGAAGCAUCGAAGCUUGUUGGGAAGGCCUGUGAGAAACAUGGGUUCUUUCUUGUAGUAAACCAUGGCGUCGAUAGAAGACUCAUUGCUGAUGCUCACAGAUACGUGGACUUGUUCUUCGAAAUGCCUCUCCAUGAAAAACAGAGGGCUCAGAGGAAGCCCGGCGAGCACACUGGUUAUGCUAGUAGCUUCACUGGGAGGUUCUGCUCCAAGCUCCCAUGGAAAGAGACCCUCUCAUUCCGCUACUCUGCUGACGUACAAUCAUCCACCAACACAGUCGAAGAAUAUUUCCUCAACUUCUUGGGUGAACGAUUCCGGCAAUUUGGGAGGGUAUACCAGGAGUACUGUGAAGAGAUGAACAAGCUCUCACUGGGGAUCAUGGAGCUACUGGGGAUGAGCCUUGGGGUCGGAAGGGACCAUUACAGAGAGUUCUUCGAAGGGAAUGAUUCGAUAAUGAGGUUGAACUACUACCCACCAUGCCAAAAGCCACAUCUGACUCUGGGAACGGGUCCUCACUGUGAUCCCACAUCCCUGACAAUCCUUCAUCAAGAUCAGGUCGGAGGACUACAGGUCUUUGUAGACGAAGAGUGGCGUUGCAUAAGCCCCUGUUCUGAAGCAUUUGUGAUCAAUAUUGGAGAUACUUUCAUGGCCUUAUCAAACGGAAGGUACAAGAGCUGCUUGCAUAGAGCAGUAGUGAACAGAGAGAAGUCAAGAAAGUCUCUAGCUUUCUUCCUUUGCCCACAGACGAAGAAGAUAGUGAAGCCACCAAAUGGGUUGGUAGACAAAGAGCACCCAAGGAAGUACCCAGACUUCACAUGGUGGUCGCUGCUAGAGUUCACACAGAAGCAUUACAGGGCUGACAUGAAGACCCUGGCCGUCUUCACCCAAUGGCUUCAACAAGAAGAGAACAAAUGAGAAGAAAGGGGAGGACUGACCGACCCAGUCAGCUCUCUUACUCGUCCUUUGUAUGAUUGAAAUAUUUCAUGGUCGUCGUCAUCUUUGUAAAUUGCCGAGGAAAGCGACUACUUCGGAGUUUGGACUGAGAGGGAGAGCGAAUAGAGAAUUAGAGCUCUAGAGAGAGAGAGAGAGAGAGAGGAUAGAAGAGUUUAAAAAUAUAGAAGAAAAGAAGGGAGGCGCUCCAGGAGAGACUACUAAAGAAGAAGAGCUGUUUUGUUUAAGAUAGUAAUCUCCAAUUUUACACUUGGAGUUAACAAAAGAAGAGAACCACAAGCCAAACCAAAGGGCCUGGCCUCACCUGGCCUUGCUAUAGGGCCAGAUAUUUAUAGAUGGCCCACCUAUUUGUAUCAGAAUAAAUGGAUGGGUAUAUAUAUAUAUAUAUGAAUGAAUUUCAAAUGAAAUUUAACAA